Phytophthora nicotianae INRA-310 is the source of this 1936-nucleotide messenger RNA. RefSeq lists its product as hypothetical. Lineage: Eukaryota; Oomycota; Peronosporomycetes; Peronosporales; Peronosporaceae. The transcript is spliced from 2 exons. The coding region runs from base 158 to 1738 and encodes 526 amino acids. The record is from RefSeq and is a predicted model, not a curated record.
CAAUAACGAGAACAUCGCCGCCCUUGAAGUUGAGACCUCGCCUCGUCUGUACCCGUCGUCUGUGCGUCCCGGCGCUUUCAUUUUCGAUUCAGCGCUGCGGAGCUCCGUCCGCCACAGCUCCAGCUCCAUAAUACAAGAGUGGCAACAUCCACCAACCAUGCUCUCGCCCUCCGCCGUGCGGCCGCUCGUGCGCGCCAGUCCGACUUCGGUGGAGCUGCCCAAAUUAAGGAUCCCAAUCGAGGCGGGUCGUCAACAGCAGGACCCAGGCCUCGGCUACGACAACACCCACCCUGGUGGAUAUCACAUCGCACCACCGGUUCCAGUCAAGACGGAGGCAUCCAGCGGAGCCACCAUGCCGUCGCCACACGGACCCAAUACACGAUCACCUUCCUCACCAUCGUCAUUCUUCACUCAACCCGAGAUUGCCAAGCUCGGCCUGACACCACUACUUGAAGCCGCUGAGCAGAUGCGUCCGUCGACUACUGAGACGUCGCCACCGAUCUACGGUCGCUCCAGCCCACUCAAGCGUGAGCUCCCGCUACAGCAGGCGCUGCCCUCUAUCAUGCACGCCAUGGGUGGCUACCCGCUCGAGACUUCGGCAAUACCCAAGCGAGCUCGCAUCGGCUCGGACGUCGGCCUCGACGUGCAAGCUUCGUAUAGUCUGCUAGGCCACAUGCCCCGCCAGGCCAUGAUCUACCCAUCGUCCACCCCGCAGCAGGAGCCGCUCUACAACCAACAACAUGUCGCCUCGUACGCGCCGACCACAGAAACUCAGAGCCCCAGCACUGCCGGAUCAAUCUCUUCGGGGUCGCGUGCAUACUCAGGUGCCUCCGUCUGGGAGACCGUACUCACUACUGGUAAAUUCCCGACAGACAUUUGCCUCAGUGAGAACGCCACCACAGGCAGCGCGUCCCCGUCAACCCCAUUUAACACCAACAAAUCAAAUAGUGAGGACGCCGCCGACACAAUUGGAGCUGACUCCACUGGCGAGCUGAAGCAGGGUCGGUGGUCGGACGACGAAAAAGAGUAUGCCAACGCUCUCAUUCAAGCCGUGCAGAGAGGUGAGGUACUGUUGCCACCGAACGUGUCCCUGCGUAAAUUCGUCGCCGACAACCUACAGUGCAAGACAAUGCGGGUCAGCAAGAAGUUCCGCAGUCUGGGUGCGAGUCCCCGCGGCUCACCUAGCCGGGAAGACGAACCGGUAGCCCUGCGCAACGAGGUGUUUAACCCACUUAGCCUCAAGUCAAUUAUGAACAACGAGUCCAGCUCGUCUUCCUCCGAUGUGCUCGACGUUGCUGAGACCAUUGCCAACGCGAAUCUUAUCCGCCAGAGCCCCACUAGCAACAGCACCACGACGAAGAAGAAACCGACUCAGCGUGUGCUGAAGCGGUCAGACUACUCACAGCACGGCAUGGUGCGCAGUGGUCGGUGGUCUGUGGAGGAGGAAAACUACGCCAAAGCCAUGAUUGAGGCGUUCAAGGCCGGAUAUCUCCCACUACACGGCAAUGUGUCGCUGCGCAAGUUCCUGUCCGAGGUGCUCGUGUGCCACCCGAUGCGCAUCAGUAAGAAGUUCGUGGGCUACGUCCGCAAGUAUCACUGGUACCGCAUCGCUGCUGGCAAGUGCGAUCCAGAAGCCAAGCGCCAGGCACUGUACCAGCUGAGCCACCUUGAACGCGUCUUCUGGACGUCGCUGCAACAGAACAGCGACUGGUCUGCCGGUCUCCGCCGUGACGACUAAAGAGGCGAAUAAGCAGCAACGAAGCCGUCGCCCCAAGUAUGGCAGGCGACAAGUGUAUUUAAGGAGCGAGACCGAUUGAAGGCAACGCCAAGCAGCGUGAAAGAACACCCUAGGUGGGAAUGUAAGGUAGUAGUAGUUAAGCUAGUUGUAGCAGCGUCGAUAACGACAGUCAAUGUAUGUGCGUGCAUUUACUCCCAU